GCGUCGCCUCUUGAUUUCAUCCCAUCUUACCUCCUACGACGAUGGCCUGCCCACAUCUGAGCGAGAUAACGCGUCUGGAGCCCCCGAGGCUCUCUCAGUCUGUGCAUAGGGAGGAGUGCACGCAGUGCUUUGACAAUCAGGAUAGUCCUUCUGGAAUCGACGUGUGCUUGACGUGCUUUAAUGGAGGCUGCCUUGAUCCUGGACGACACCAUGCGCGUACACACGCCCAACGCGCGGGGCAUCCUUUCACGCUCAAUGUAAAGCGCAAGGCGCGCCCAUCGGAACAUAGGGCUAAGUCCGAGGAACCGCCAGCGAAGAUGAAGAAACUUGCGAUUGUGGAAGAGCGGGAGGAAGACAAGUACGAACAUGUCACCACUAUCAAGUGCUGGAAAUGCAACCCUGAGACUGGCGCACCCCUCCCCGAGGCCGCCAACGACGACAAGGUCAAAGCUCUCAUAACCGGCGUCAUGCAAUCCAUGUCCUCCGCCCGGCAGUCCGAGGUCCAAGCCUGGGAGGAGGAGAUCCUCCCCUGCGAGCACACCCUCAUGCUCCCCCAAGCCUCCACCGGCCCGAUCCCCCAGUCCGGCCUCGCGCACUGCGCGGCGUGCGACCUGCGCGAGAACCUGUGGCUCUGCCUCACCUGUGGCGCGCUGGGGUGCGGGCGGCAGCAGUUUGGCGGCCUCGGGGGCAAUGGGCACGGUCUGGCGCAUUUCGAGGCGACGGGGCACCCGGUGAGCGUGAAGCUGGGGACGAUCACGCCGGAGGGUGGGGCGGAUAUAUAUUGUUAUACGUGCAACGACGCGAAGCAGGACCCGGAGCUGGCCGCGCAUCUGGCGGCGUUUGGGAUCAAUGUGCAGACGCAGACGAAGACCGAGAAGAGCAUGACGGAGCUGCAAAUCGAGCACAACCUCAAGUACGACUUCUCGCUCACCUCGGAGGACGGGAAGGCGCUGGAGCCACUCUUCGGCGCAGGCUUGACCGGCCUAUCCAACCUCGGCAACAGCUGCUACAUGGCGUCCGUCCUGCAAACAGUCUUCUCCCUGCCCGCUUUCCGCGAGCGGUACUUUUCCGUCGAUGCUCUCAACACGCACGCAGAGACCUGUAGCGAGCCCUUACCCGCCGCCUGCGUUGAAUGCCAGAUGCGCAAGGUCGCGGAUGGCCUCGUUAGUGGGAGAUACGCGUACCCGGCGCCUACGCAUGGCGGCUUCGCGCAGAGCUCGCCCAUACCAGAAGCCGAACCCCGCAAGCAGGACGGCUCCGUACCCGUCUUCCAAGCCGGGCUCAAGCCGACGGGUUUCAAGGCGCUGAUCGGCAAGGGCCACGAGGAGUUCUCGACGAUGCGGCAGCAGGACGCGGAAGAGUUCUUUACGCAUUUGUUGAGCGUGCUGAGGCGGGAUGCGCAUAAGAGGAAGGAUGGGAGCUUGAGGGAUGCAACCCAAAUCUUCUCGUACGGCCUAGAGCAACGGCUUCAGUGCACGGACUGCAAGCGGGUGCGAUACCGCGUGGACGCGGCAGAUACGGUCAGCGUCGCGGUGCCGGCGGUGGAGAAGAGCAAGGACGCGGAGGGAAAAAUUCAGUACGAGGACGUGCGACUGAUGGAUUGUCUGGAGGCGCUGCUGAGCCCGGAGACGCUGGAGUAUGCGUGCCCGUCGUGCGGGAAGAGCGUGUAUGCGAAUAAGCAGACGAAGUUCGCGUCCUUCCCAGAGGUGCUCGUCGUCCACGCGAAGAAGUUCACGCUCGUGAACUGGGUGCCGGCUAAGCUUGACAUCCCCGUCAUCCUGCCCGAGCACGACACGGUCGUCCUUGAGGAGCGGCACCUCGGACGCGGCUUGCAACCCGGCGAAGAGCCCUUGCCCGAAGACGCCGCCGCCGCCGCCCCCGCCCUGCCGGAGUUCAACGCCGCGGCGCUGGGCCAGUUGGAGGCGAUGGGCUUCCCGACCGUACGGUGCCAGAAGGCGCUGCUGGCGACGGGGAACAGCGACCCGGAGGCGGCGAUGAACUGGCUGUUUGAGCAUAUGGAGGAUCCGGACAUCGACGAUCCCAUUCAGCCUAGUGGUGGCGGCGGGGGUGCAGCUGAGCCGUCCGCCGAGCAGGUGGCCAUGCUUGCGGAUAUGGGCUUCACGUCCGCGCAGGCCAAGAAGGCGCUUCGGGAGACGGGCGGCAACGCCGAGCGCGCCGUCGAAUGGCUCUUCAGCCACCCAGACGACAUGGGCGAGGAGUCCGCGCCUACCGCAUCGUCAAGCGCGCCGGCGCAGCCCGGGAUCGGCGGCACGAAGGAGGCGCCCGUGCGCUUUGCGCUUAAGGCCUUCAUCUCGCACAAGGGCCCGUCCGUGCACUCGGGUCACUACGUCGCGCAUAUCCGCGUAGGCGACGAGUGGGUGCUGUUCAACGAUGAGAAGGUGGUGAGGGCGGAUGCGGAGAGCGUGCGGGAUCUGAAGCGGUUUGCGUAUCUGUACUUCUUUGAGAGGGUUUGAUGCGGAGGGGUUGAUGCGGACGCAAAUGCAAUAAAGGCAUGCAAAUGCAAUAAAGGCAUGCAAAGGCAAUAAUGGGGGACGGGGUCACAAUAACAUAGGUAGUGGAAUUGCAUGGGUUUGGGAAGCACUGUAUAGUAGCAGCAAUCACAAACUAGUUGACGAG
Messenger RNA from Schizophyllum commune H4-8, 2637 nucleotides. Its product is annotated as ubiquitinyl hydrolase. The coding region runs from base 42 to 2474 and encodes 810 amino acids. Gene Ontology annotation, biological process: protein deubiquitination. The transcript has 11 exons. The record is from RefSeq and is a predicted model, not a curated record. NCBI's taxonomy places the organism in Eukaryota, Fungi, Basidiomycota, Agaricomycetes, Agaricales, Schizophyllaceae. Gene Ontology annotation, molecular function: protein binding; zinc ion binding; cysteine-type deubiquitinase activity.